GUUUGUUCUGUCUGGUUUGCCAGCCAUGGAUUUGCAGAUGAUUUGUUUCAAAGAGAUGUUUCAUUUCAGUGGGUGUCUACUCCAAAAUCAAAUCCGUUUAAAAGGGGAGCUGAGGAUAUUAAUACAAAUGUGUUUAUCGCGUUACCGUUACCGUUAUCCGUUACUUGCUUGACACAUUUCUUGGACAAUUGAUUUUCCAACGGCUAAUUUUUUUGCAACCGCUCCACGAAAGCCUAACUUUCAUCGAGACCUCAGUUCAUGUUAACCGUUGUCGAGAUCAGACCUCUUCGCAAUGAGACCACAAGUGACUACUCUUCUUUUUGUUUUGGUCUUUAUCAGCCGAAAGAGCUCGACUGCAACUCAAAACGGCACCCGAGCAGGAAAAUUGUUUUCAAUUUUUCAGAUAAUCAACUUUCCGAAUGAAGGCUGCAUUGGAUCUUCGUCAAGAAAUGGAACUUGUUACACAUCCGACGAAUGUGCUUCCAAAGGGGGAUCUUCAGCCGGAACUUGUGCCCAAGGAUUUGGUGUCUGUUGCAUUUUUACCCUCUCUUGCGGAGGGAGCACAUCCGAAAACUGCACGUACCUCGUUGAAGCGAGCUCCUCCAACCCGACUUCAGAUCCUUGCACGUUCACAAUUUGCAAGUGCUCUUCCAAUAUUUGUCGAAUCAGAUUGGAUUUCACGACGUUUUCGAUUGCUGGUCCUGUGGUAGGAACCACCGAUGGCAUUAUUACUGCAAACGGUGGGGCAAUCGGAGAUUGUACAACAGAUAGCUUUAGCGUCACUUCUCCCGGAAAUUACGGGUCACCGCUAAUUUGUGGCUUCAACACUGGUCAACACAUGAUUUUGGAUGCCUCGGAUCUUUGUCAUCGAGCUCAUUUUGACUUCAGUGGAACCUCAAUCAGUCGUCAAUUCGACAUUAAAGUGACCCAAUAUGCCUGUGGGGAUGAAGGUGGAGGACCGGAUGGCUGUCUACAAUAUUUUACUGGAAACACCGGAACAUUUGCGAGUUUUAAUUUUCCGACGAGUGGAACGACAAUUUCUUCUACAGUGACUCAUUUGUCCAAUCAAUGUUAUACUAUGUGCUUUCGGCAAGAGGAGGGCAAAUGUGCUAUUUGUUAUAAUACCGUCAUUCCUGGCGAUCCUGGCAUGGCUAUCGACCAAGGAUCAUUUGGCCUUUCGACAAGCCCAGAUGGGGGUAUUGCAAUAGGGACACAAGACACAGGUUGCUCUACUGAUUACCUUCAGAUCCCCGGUGCAGAAAGAAAUAACGAUCCGGCAACUUAUAUUCUGGGUACGAUUCCGGCCAAUGUUCAUGAGCGAAUUUGCGGACGAAUUUUUGGCUUUGCUGAUGACGCAACCUCAGUUGGAGCUGCUAUUAAUGACGAAUCCAUCUGUUCUCAACAAACACCAUUUCGAGUAAUCUUCAAGACGGAUUCGAAUGAAGAGGUUGUCGGUGAUGGCACUGACGCAAUGACUGACGAACAACCUGUAGGACCAGGUGGUAUCAUUGGAUUUUUCUUGAACUAUGCUCUUCUAGACUGUUAAAUAUUUUACCUGCGGCUGAGAUGUGACGAAGAAACAUGUAAUGCCUUAGUCCUCUUUUUGAAAUAUUGUACACUUUCUGUUUUCGUAAUCGUGAACCAUGUAUAUGAAAUAAAACAAAACAGCCUUA
Molecule: messenger RNA, 1673 nt
Organism: Tigriopus californicus
Lineage: Eukaryota; Metazoa; Arthropoda; Copepoda; Harpacticoida; Harpacticidae
Exons: 16
Coding region: 293-1546 (417 amino acids)
Source: RefSeq, a predicted model, not a curated record